This is a messenger RNA of Megalops cyprinoides (Indo-Pacific tarpon), 1986 nucleotides long. RefSeq names its product brambleberry (gene bmb). The transcript is spliced from 13 exons. Bases 60 to 1937 code for a protein of 625 amino acids. Lineage: Eukaryota; Metazoa; Chordata; Actinopteri; Elopiformes; Megalopidae. The record is from RefSeq and is a predicted model, not a curated record.
GUCCUCUGGAGAUAACUUCUGAGACAGGCAACGGGCUUUCCUGACUUACAGAGUGUCAGAUGGGGCGCUCAGGUUCCAGGACAGAAGUGUGGUUGCUGGCCUUGUUCGUGCUUGGAUCCCUCUGUGGGACGGCAGGUGCUUUUUUUGAGUGGUUGAGGAAGGGGAGCACCUCUUCUCCUCCUCCUCCUCCUACUGCUCACACUGCCCCCCGGGCCUUUGAGGGGGAUGCCCCCCCAUUUGAGAUGAGUCUGGCGGAUGAGAAGUUCCUGGCAGAGGCCAGACAGAUGGAACUCAGCCCCCUGGACAGCUGCCACUACCGGGUCAUCGCUCAGCUGAAGUCCACCUGCAGCAGCCUCUCGGAGGAGCAGCUGGCCAAGUUAGGCGUGCUCUUGUUUAACUGCCAGUCCGAAGUGGAGGGACGCAAGACCUACCCCUGCACUGAGGAAAUGUCCAUUAAGCAGUGCACGGCAGACAUGGACUCCGACACGUGGAACGCCUACCACAUCGUGAGUAACCGAGCUCGCUCGGUGUGCUACGCCACCCGCCAGCAGCACUUCCGCAGGAAGGCGGAGCUCACCGUCAACGCCCUCAUCUCCACGGCAACCAGCCAGCUGGACGCCAUGAAGGAUCUGAAGGAGGGCCAGCAGCAGCUGAAGGAGCUGACGGCAGCCUCCCUGGAGAAGCUGCUGCUGGGCCACAGUGCCCUGCAGGAGCAGCAGGGGGCUCUGCGUGAGGGGCAGGACCUGCUGGAGAACUCCAUCAGCUCCAAUCUGGAGCGGCUCAGCCAGGAGAAGGCCCUCAUCGCCUCCGGGCAGGAGCUGGUGGCCCAGCUCAUCCAGGGGAUCACUCAGAGGAUGGAAAACGUCAGUGAGCAGCUGAAAGGUCAGGGCUCAGACCUACAUGACGGACACAAGGCCAUUCUGGACGACCUGGCUGAGGUCAGAGGUCGAGCGCAGGACAUCUACAGCAAAAUUGAGCACAACCUGUCAGGCUUCCUGCAGCACCAGAACCGCACGGCCCAGUACUAUACAGACCUGAUGCGUAAGCUGGAGAGGAUGAACGGCACCCUGGGAUUCAUGCUGCAGUACCUGGACAGCAUGCAGACCCGCCUGGAGGACCGACUGCACCUCAUUCAGAGAUACCUGGGCUGGGCAGGUUUGAACCUGUCAGCGAUGUGGACCUGCGUGGUGCAUGCUGGGUACUUCCUGCUGAGUGCGCUGCUGCUGUCCUUCCUCCACUGUCCCUGCUUCUCUCGCGCCUCCCUGCUGGUGGUCGUGCCCCUCAACGCCGUGGCGGAGCUCCACCAGCAGCCCGCCCUCGACCUGAUCAGCCUCACACUGCUGCUCGUCACGCUGUCACUGGGUCACUGGUUUCUGCUGCGGCUCUUUUGGGGGUGCUCCAUGCUCAGGAGAAAGGGGCUUGCCUCGCUCCCACCCCCAAAAGUCCCACAGCCAGAAGCUAAAACGCCCCAGCGCUGCUGCCCGCUGUCCUCCACCCCAGAUCGUCUUCCUGGUGACCUUUUUGGUGGUGUUGUGGGGCUUCAGCCAGACAUCUUGGACCAGGACAGUUUUGCGUUCGAUGAACCUUGUGUGGCAGCGUCACCCUCCCAGGCCCCACGGAUGGACGCACCCAGGUUUCUGCCUCCCAACCUGGGCACCCCAACUCACUCCACCCCCAGGCUCAAGAGGAGGCCUAGUCUGCCAGGGCUGCUACUGGAGGGUGUGCCCCAGAGGCAUCUGGAAAAUGUACUGGACUCGGUGAGCGAUUCUCGCAGCGCCAGUCCCAACCAGUCCCUCGCCAGCAACAGCUCGGCCUCGGGCAGACAGCUGUGUCACGGCACCACCAAGACGGGGCUCCCCUGCAAGAAGAGGGCGCUGCUGGGGCAGGACUACUGCAGGGUCCACGAGGGGGGACACACCUCCUACAACCCGCUGUGACCCUAGCGCUCGCAGUCUGGACCGGCACUAGGAAUGAAAACACUGCAGC